UUGAAUCCAGAAUGCUUAUCUUCAGGUAUAAAAUGCGUAAGUGCGUAGUAUACGGAGGAUGUGGAGGGCUAGGUCGUGAGAUUGUGAACUAUCUCAAAAUCAAGGGAGUCUGGACAUUAUCAGUUGAUAUCGGUUCCAAUGAUGCUGCUGAUGCUAAUGUCCUAGUGUCACUUACAGAUGGCUGGACAGCUCAAGAAAAGAACGUUCUCAGUGCUAUAGGAGUAGUAUUGAAAGGAGAGAAGCUAGAUGGAGUUAUUAACGUGGCAGGAGGAUGGGCUGGGGGUAACACUGUGGAUCCAGAUUGGGUUAAGAAUGCAGAUCUAAUGUGGAAACAAUCAGUUUGGAGCUCAAGUAUUGCAGCCAGUAUAGCAGCUCACCACCUUAAGACUGAAGGUUUAUUGGUUCUUCCUGGCGCUAGACCUGCAACUGGAGGUACUCCAGGAAUGAUGGGAUAUGGAAUGGCAAAAGCGGCAAUCCAUCAGCUAGUCAAGAGCCUUGGAUCAGAAUGCUCCGGUCUUCCUUCUGGAGCAUGUGCUCUGGGUAUACUUCCUGUAACUCUAGACACCCCGAUGAACAGGAAGUUCAUGCCAGAUGCUGACACGUCAACUUGGACACCAUUAACAGAAGUGGCAAGAAUCCUAAAUAACUGGCUGGAGAACAGAGAGCGACCCAGUUCUGGAAGCCUAGUUGCCAUGCUUACUGAGAAGGGAAACACUUUUUUGCUCCUGGAGAAUUGAAGAUUAGGGAUGAGAAAAACUAUGUAAAUUCUAAGAAAUUUUGUUUUGAAAUAAAAAGAUUAUUUCUGUAAUGAAAGAAAAAAGA
Messenger RNA from Eurytemora carolleeae, 822 nucleotides. RefSeq names its product dihydropteridine reductase. The transcript has 8 exons. Gene Ontology annotation, molecular function: NADH binding; NADPH binding; 6,7-dihydropteridine reductase activity. Gene Ontology annotation, cellular component: cytoplasm. Gene Ontology annotation, biological process: tetrahydrobiopterin biosynthetic process; L-phenylalanine catabolic process. The record is from RefSeq and is a predicted model, not a curated record. Lineage: Eukaryota; Metazoa; Arthropoda; Copepoda; Calanoida; Temoridae. Bases 12 to 737 code for a protein of 241 amino acids.